GAGCCAGAUCUCCAUUCCUGCAUGUUUCACGAGGAUAUAAAGCAGGUCCCGAGCACGCAAACCGUUCAUUUUCACAGCGCGUGAGACUGAAGAGUGCUUCUGGUGUUAAAUUGUUGGGGAACAUGUAGCUUAAACAACCGCGUGAAAGAUGAAAAGGCUUUCCCGAAAGCUGACUUUAGCUCUGGCAGCGUUGUUCUGGAUAGCUGCUUUACUGUAUUUUAUUCUUCUGAACAGUCGGAAAUUACCUGACCAAAGACACGAGCAACCAAAAGAGAAAGAGAUCUCAGACACAGAAUGGGAAGAUCUCUUGGAAGAGUUUGAAGAAAAGAGCUACCUCAGCGCUCACAGGUGGAGGCCGGGCCAAGAUCCCUACAGUCUAUAUGCGUUUAAUCAGAGGGAAAGUGAGAGGGUCCCCAGUAAUAGAGCCCUUAGAGACACCAGACAUUACAGGUGUUCGACGCUGCACUAUGACUCAGAGCUACCUUCCACUAGCAUCGUGAUCACGUUCCACAACGAAGCUCGCUCCACUCUGCUACGCACAGUCAGGAGUGUGCUAAAUCGGACGCCUGUGCAUUUGAUUCACGAGAUAAUCUUGGUAGAUGACUUCAGCCAUGACCAAAACGACUGCCUCCUUCUCACUAAAUUGCCCAAAGUAAGGUGUCUUCGCAAUAAUCGAAGAGAAGGCCUGAUCAGGUCCAGGGUUCGAGGAGCUGACGCAGCUGGAGCAGGAGUCCUGACCUUUCUGGACAGCCACUGUGAGGUCAACAAGGACUGGCUUCCACCACUGCUGCAGAUGAUCAAGGAGGACCCACACUGUGUCGCCAGCCCAGUGAUUGACAUCAUCAGCAUGGACACAUUUGCAUAUGUUGCUGCCUCCUCAGACCUGCAGGGCGGCUUUGACUGGAGUCUUCAUUUCAAGUGGGAGCAGCUAUCAGCAGAGAAGAGAGCCAAGCGAGAGGACCCCACAGAACCCAUUAAGACACCCAUUAUUGCUGGAGGCCUCUUUGUGAUAAAUAAGUCUUGGUUCAUCCACCUGGGUAAAUAUGAUACAGCCAUGGACAUCUGGGGAGGAGAGAACUUUGAGCUCUCUUUUCGAGUGUGGAUGUGUGGGGGGAGUCUGCUGAUCGUCCCCUGUAGCAGAGUUGGCCAUGUCUUCCGUAAGAAACAUCCAUACAUCUUCCCUGAGGGCAAUGCCAACACGUACAUCAAGAACACCAGACGCACUGCUGAGGUGUGGAUGGAUGAGUUCAGACUCUUCUACUACUCAGCUCGACCAGCAGCAAGAGGAAAGUCCUAUGGAGACAUUCGUGGCAGGCAGGAACUCCGAAAGAAUCUUAUGUGCAAGUCCUUCAAGUGGUAUCUGGACAACGUCUAUCCAGAGCUCAAAGUUCCAGAUGAUUCUGAUGCAAAGUCUGGAGUGAUACGGCAAAGGCAGAACUGCCUGGAGGCACAGCAGGUGGAGGGGCAGGACCUCCCAGUGCUUACACUGGCCCCCUGCAGUAGGACCAAGGACGUCCCCGUUCGGAGCCAGGAGUGGAUCUACACACAUGGGCAGCAGAUUCGCCAGCAGCAGCACUGCCUGUCCGUCUCCACCACCUUUCCAGCCUCCCAGAUUCUACUCAUGCCCUGCAACAUCAGUGAUGGCAAACAGCGCUGGCAGAGAUCAGGGACGCACCUGGAGCACCAAGUCUCACGCUUCUGCCUGGACAGUGAGAUGGCGCUGGACGGACUACAGAGCAGUCGUAUGUUGGUGAUCAGCCCCUGUGAGCCAUCAGCCCACACGCAGAGAUGGGAGAUGCCUUUCUCAUGACCCUAUGCCCACCAAGCGCCUCCAGCCCAGAGCCAAGAGAGAGAGAGAGAGAGAGAGAGAGAGAUAGAUAGGUGGGGGGGGCUUCAGUGUAUAUCUCCAGGAGAAACGUCACCAAUACCCUUCUGAUCCACAGCAUUGACUUCUUCUGUAGCUCACAUAAGGUUCCCUGGAGUGUCAAUCACACUGUUGUUCUGCAGAGCAGGCCUGGCUGGCCGGGAACACACAGUCCUGCGGGACACAAACAAACCUGCAGGACACAUACAAACCUACCAGAUACACACAAAACUGUUAGACAUGCACAAACUUGAGCAAGCUCUUUAAUAGAACACUGGUGCACUACAUGCAAAGAAGAAUGUUUGUUUUUUACGUCAAUGUAAAAAUUCACCCCAAAGCAAUGCACUUGUGUAAUGAAUCUCCUAGCACAUCAACAUUCAAUAAAAGGCCUAUUUUUCUUAA
Messenger RNA from Electrophorus electricus (electric eel), 2266 nucleotides. RefSeq names its product UDP-N-acetyl-alpha-D-galactosamine:polypeptide N-acetylgalactosaminyltransferase 14 (GalNAc-T14) (gene galnt14). Gene Ontology annotation, biological process: protein O-linked glycosylation. NCBI's taxonomy places the organism in Eukaryota, Metazoa, Chordata, Actinopteri, Gymnotiformes, Gymnotidae. Gene Ontology annotation, molecular function: polypeptide N-acetylgalactosaminyltransferase activity. The record is from RefSeq and is a predicted model, not a curated record. Gene Ontology annotation, cellular component: Golgi apparatus.